Gregarina niphandrodes is the source of this 285-nucleotide messenger RNA. RefSeq names its product putative COG5133 domain protein. The transcript has a single exon. NCBI's taxonomy places the organism in Eukaryota, Apicomplexa, Conoidasida, Eugregarinorida, Gregarinidae. The record is from RefSeq and is a predicted model, not a curated record. Bases 1 to 285 code for a protein of 94 amino acids.
AUGGAUUCGUCUAGCCUGUAUUAUUAUAUCUUCGAUGUCCCGGACCCCGAGUUUCCUAAUUCCACGUUGGAGGACCUCGGUAUUGUUCGGCCGGAAGGCGUCACGGUGGACUGUUGUGGUUACGCCCGCGUGGAGAUCAAGCCGACUGUGGAGUAUUGCUCGUACGUCCCCAUGAUAGCGCUGGCGAUACACGAAAGAUUACUAGACGAGGUCCCGGAGGAGUACAAGCGACUCCGAUUGAGUCUGGAAAUCGUGGACCACAGAGAAAGCGACAUGUGUAAGUGA